AUGAGUACUCAGGAAUAUAAAAGGGUUAAGACUGAUGGUGAUGAUGGGUUUGACAAAUUAAAGAAAGUUUUCUUCAGGUUGAAUACGCUAUACACCUUCUUGCUAUGUAGGAAACAUGUUAUACCAACAUUUAAAACACUGCAAUCACCGAUUGAAAGUGCCCUAAAGAGCCCUGUGACAGAAUUAGAUUUUGCUAAGAUUGCUGCGUUGAUGCCCAGGGAUUGCGAGUUCAAGUAUAUUGAUGAGAAUCAGAUUUACACUGAAACCAAGGAGUUUGAUUUUAACAGAGGGGGUUGGAAUCAGAAGGACAAUGAUAUUUAUCAACUUAAGGAUGUUACUGAGGAAUUUAACGAAGCCAGAUCCACUCAAAUUUUGAUAUUUAAUUUUAUCGAUGGUAAUAUGAAGUAUUCUUGGCAAGCUGAUGGUGGUAGGAUACAGAUACCGACGGUUAAUACAGAGCAGAUGAAGAAGAUGAUUACCAAGAGGAAGCAGAACUUUGAAGAUGCUCUUAACACAUUUGUGGCUCAGAAACAGUCAGAAGGAAUGGAUCCUGUGCAAGAAUUGGAAACUAUUGCUCAGAAAUGUAUACCAAGGGAGAAAGAUUACGAAGACCCUAUAGAAGCUAUGAUGAAGGCAAAGGAAAAGAAAAAUUCUAUGGUUGUGCUUGAUGAGGCAAAUGGAAUGGAGAGACCAAAGAUUGCAAAUAUGAUUGAAGAAUUGGAGAAAUCAGAAAUGUACACUAAUCAAAUAUCAAACCAUUAUGUGAUACCGCCAAGAAGUGCACAGUACAAGGAGUUGGAAUUUGAACUUUCAGAGGAAAUUUACCAGGCUUUAGAGAUCGAGAAUUUUUAUACCCACCAGGCAGAUGCCAUUAGCGCUAUUCACAGGGGUGAGCAUGUCAUCAUAACUACUUCUACAUCAUCGGGUAAAUCCCUGGUUUACCAACUUUCAGCACUCGAUCUUUUAUUAAAGGACCCCAAUUCUACUUGCAUGUAUAUUUUUCCUACGAAGGCGUUGGCUCAGGAUCAGAAGCGAGCUUUCCAAGAGCUCUUAUCAAAGAUUCCUCGACUGGCCAAUGUGGUGGUGGAUACUUAUGAUGGUGAUACGGAACCCGCUGAAAGGCUGCACAUUAGGAAAAAUGCUAAAGUUAUUUUCACGAACCCAGAUAUGGUUCAUACUAGUAUUCUGCCGAACCACCCCAAUUGGAGAAGUUUUCUUUAUAAUCUUAAAUUGGUGGUUGUAGACGAGUUGCACACCUACAAGGGUCUUUUUGGUUCACAUGUUGCACUUGUUCUCAGGAGAUUAUUAAGACUUUGUGAACAUUAUUACGAGAAUAAUGCUCUUAGGUGUGUAUCUUGUUCUGCGACCUUGAAACAUCCUGUUAAACAUAUGAAGGAUAUGUUUGGUAUCCACGAUGUUGUUUUAAUUCACGAAGAUGGUUCACCCAGAGGUGCCAAACAUCUUGUAUUGUGGAAUCCACCGUUGUUAUCACAACAUGUCAGGAGAAGGGAAGAUUUCAUACGGGAAAGUGCAAAGAUAUUAGUACAAUUGAUGCUAAAGAAUGUACGAACCAUUGCAUUUUGCUUUGUGCGUAGAAUAUGUGAAUUGCUAAUGAAAGAAGUAAGGAAAAUAUUUGAAGACUUAGAUAUGCCUGAGAUGAUUACUGAAGUCAUGUCUUAUAGAGGUGGGUAUGCCGCUUCAGAUAGACGUAAGAUUGAACGUGAAAUGUUUCACGGUAAUCUUAGGGCAGUGAUAUCUACAAAUGCAUUAGAACUGGGUAUUGAUAUUGGUGGGUUAGAUUCGGUUCUUAUGUGUGGGUUCCCGCUAUCUAUGGCAAACUUUCACCAACAGAGUGGUAGAGCUGGUAGAAGAAAUAAGGAUUCUAUGACAUUGGUGGUUGCGAGCGAUUCACCUGUGGAUCAGCAUUAUUUGGCACAUUCAGAAGAAUUGAUAGAUGGCGAUAAUUCAAACACGUACCAAGAUUUGGUUCUUGAUUUUGAUAAUAUACUGAUUUUAGAGGGACACAUUCAAUGUGCGGCUUUCGAGUUGCCUAUAAAUAUUGAUAGAGAUAAGGAAUAUUUUAAAGAGGAGCAUUUGAGCAAGAUAUGUCAGGAAAGAUUGGACCAUUCUAAAGAUGGGUAUCAUACGCACAACAGAUUUUUACCUUGGCCCUCCAAAUUAGUGUCAUUACGAGGUGUUGAAGAGGAUCACUUCGCAGUGGUAGAUAUUACAAAUGGAAGAAGUACUGUUAUUGAGGAAAUUGAAGCCAGCAGAACUAGCUUUACCCUUUACGAUGGUGGUAUUUUCAUCCACCAAGGUUAUCCUUACUUGGUGAAGGAGUUUAAUCCAGAUGAAUGUUAUGCAACGGUUCAAAGGGUUGAUGUGGAUUGGGUCACGAAUCAAAGAGAUUUUACUGACGUAGAUCCUCAAGAGAUUGAAAUGAUCAGAUCCUUAGAAACAAGCGACAUUCCCAUUUACUUCGGAAAAAUCAAAACGACUAUCAUUGUCUUUGGAUUUUUUAAGAUGGAUAAAUACAGAAGGAUUAUUGAUGCUGUGGAAACUCAUAAUCCACCAGUGAUAAUUAAUUCUAAGGGCUUUUGGAUAGAUAUACCCAAGAGGGCCGUUGAGAUUUGCCAUUCGAAACAAUUAAAUCUUGCGGGUGCCAUACACUCAGCACAACAUGCUAUCAUGGGAUUACUCCCCAGAUUCAUUGUAGCAGGUGUAGAUGAAAUACAAACUGAAUGUAAGGCUCCUGAGAAGGAAUUUGCAGAGAGACAAACUAAAAGGAAAAGGCCCGCAAGGUUGGUCUUUUACGAUGCAAAGGGAGGCAAGUAUGGCUCAGGUUUAUCUAUCAAGGCAUUUGAACACAUUGAUGAUGUUUUGAAUGGUUCACUGCAAAGAAUUGAAGAGUGUCCCUGUGAAGAAGGUUGUCCCCACUGCGUUGUGUCUCCUUCAUGCAAAGAGAAUAAUUUCGUCUGUUCAAAACCUGGCGCUCAGGUUGUCCUACAUUGUAUUUUGGGUCAUGCAGAAUCCGAGUUUUUGGAUCGUAUUAAAGGGGGACCAGAACCCAAUAUGCCUGAAAUCAAGGUUGAAACGGUAGUUCCAGUUUCUGAGCACGUUAACUUCUCUCCUGAUUUACAAAUUAUUGAUGUCAGGAAAGUGAAACAGGAGCUAGCUUUCGAAGACACGCCUAUAGUUAAAUUAGAGGAAAGGAAUUAA
Messenger RNA from Zygosaccharomyces rouxii, 3219 nucleotides. RefSeq names its product ATP-dependent 3'-5' DNA helicase (gene HRQ1). The record is from RefSeq and is a predicted model, not a curated record. Lineage: Eukaryota; Fungi; Ascomycota; Saccharomycetes; Saccharomycetales; Saccharomycetaceae. Gene Ontology annotation, molecular function: ATP binding; nucleic acid binding. Bases 1 to 3219 code for a protein of 1072 amino acids. The transcript has a single exon.